Messenger RNA from Mesocestoides corti, 1350 nucleotides. The record is from the annotation of a GenBank genome assembly. Lineage: Eukaryota; Metazoa; Platyhelminthes; Cestoda; Cyclophyllidea; Mesocestoididae.
AUGGUGCGAUACCUAUUUCCAAAUCUGCCUUACCUCAAUGAAUUCGAGAGGAUUACCCUCGAAAUCACCGCCCUUGACACCGACCGUUUCACUUCUCAUGACCUCAUCGCCAAAUUCGAUAGUUAUCAGAUCAAUAUCCCAACACCGAAUACGUCAAUGGAUGCUGGUCUCGUAAACGUGGAUUCCACUGAACACAACGGACAAGUAAAUAUAACGGCGAUUUUGACCCUUGAAUGCAGCAAAGGUUAUUAUGGGGAAUCGUGCUCUAUCGAAUGCUUUCCUGAGAAAUAUCCCAGCAUGUUAGGCUGCCACGACAAUGGCACAAGUAUUUGCCUUCCAGGUGCGCAAUGCUAUGCUGGCUACAAUCCCUGCGUCCCCUCUCCCUGCCAAAAUCAAGGACAAUGUGUUCGCACUGGUGAAAAUCAUGAUACCUUUACGUGCAACUGUCCACUUCAAUGGACCGGCAGGCUCUGUGAUGAACGGAGAUCUCCUUGUGAAGUGGCAAGUCAGAAAUUGGCCAGUGCUGACCUGAAAGACCUCUUUGGAUUACACAAGAAUAGUAACACAUCGGACAUCGGAGCAGACACCAUAAAAAAGCCGAUUAACGUUUGCAAAAAUGGCGGCAUUUGUGUGGACUUGAUGGAGGAAUUCAAAUUUGUUUGCAACUGUACCAGUGGAUGGAAGGGCGAACUGUGUACAAUUCCCGACUGGACAAAUGUGAUCGCCCUUGGAUCGGUGGCGUGCGGACUGCUGAUGAUUCUCCUCUGUGCUGUCAUCCCGUGCUGUUUGCGAAUUAGAGCACGCAAAAAGAGAAAAUCUCAACCUACUGUUGAGCCUCUCGUCUACCGCCAUGGCAGUGCAAAGUACCCAGCAAUGGAGAGUAUCCCCUUUCACAAUAUAUUCUACAACUCUAUACUCGGGAACAGCUCAGUGGACACUCAUGCUGCUGACAAUACUCAACAAUAUUAUGAAUACUGCACUGUUACUACUCCAUCAAACAAGGAAGAAAGCACAUUCUUCUCCACCAGCGGCGAAUACGAAAUUUCCAAUGAGGAGAGGCCACCACCAGAGCUUCCGGAUCGCCCACAGAGUCUGGCUCCCCUGCCAAAACCUUCGCAGGCUCAAGAACCGUUAGCGGAAAUCCCUCUACCUCAGGUCCACGAUUCUGUUUCACUGGCACCGUUUGAAUCAGCCUGCAGCUACCAACCUCUCCUGACCCCUCGAAACUCGACAUUUAUGCCUUCGCCAUCGGAAGAAUAUGCCAAAUCAAAAUCGGAUGCGCUUCCAACACGAGCUAUCGGGAGCGGGGAGAGUACUCUCACUAAAUGGCUGUAUGCGUCAAAAAAGUGA